GGUCGCCGCUGCUGUGCGCCGGUUUCCUGUGAGCUCCGGUCGUUCAGUCCUUGAUGCGCCGCCCGCUGCUCCUGUUGCUGUGUCCCUGCCUGCUCGGCCUCCUCCUGCAGCUGUGGCUCCGCUCCCCGCACCACCCGCUGGUCAUCGGCAUCCUGUCCGCCCGGCAGAACCGCGCCCUACGGGACACCCUCCGCAGUACGUGGCUCCAGAGCCUGCCUCCCGCCCGGCGCCCUCUGCUGCGCUUCAUUGUGGGCUCUGAGGCCUGCUCCGUACCGCCCGAGGACCGGGAAGACCCGUACUCCUGCCGCCUGCUCAAUAUCAGCUCCCCUGUCCUGCACCGGGAGAUCGAGGCGUUCACCGGGCCGGAGCCCGCCCGCUCCCCGCACCGUCAGCUCAGCGUCACCUUCCGGGUAUUACACCCGAUCAUCAUCACCCGCCUGGGGGCGUGGUGUCCCGGCCUCACCCGGAAUAUCAGUGUCCGUCUGUUCCAGGCUGAGCAUGAGGAGCCGCUGUUUGUGGCCCGCCUCACCCCACUCAGCCCGGGCUCACCCAUCAGGGGCGGACUGUGUUACAAGCCCGUGGAGCAGUUCAUCCUCCCGGAGGGCUUCCAUGGCACAGUGCGCUGGGACAGCCACGACGCCUACGGGUUACCAGUGUGGGGGGUCCAUCGGGUCACCCUGAACGAUGGCGGGGGCGUGCUGCAGGUGACGGCAGCUGAAGAGGGGCUCCUCCCCUACGACUUCUCGCAGGGCGCGGAGGGCAUCGCCGGCGGCUUCAUGUACACGGUCCAUGAUGGCGAGCUCCUCCUCCAGCGGAUCGAUGCCCGCCCCCAGCGCCUCACCCAACACCUCGCUGCUCUGGAGAAGGAAGAGGCGGAGCUGCAGGAGGAGAGCCACGCCCAUGGGGACAUGGUCUUCGUAGACGUGGUGGACACUUACCGCAAUGUACCCCGCAAGCUGCUGCUCUUCUACCGCUGGCUGGAGGCCACCACCACCUUCCGCUUCCUGCUCAAGACGGACGACGACUGCUUCAUCCACCUGGACAACGUCCUGCGGGUCCUUGAGGACAAGAGGCUGCAGGGGCCCAACGUCUGGUGGGGGAACUUCCGCCUCAACUGGGCCGUGGAGCGGACGGGGAAGUGGCAGGAGCUGGAGUACAUGAGCCCUGCCUAUCCCGCCUUCGCCUGCGGCUCCGGUUACGUCAUCUCUUACGACGUCGUCCAGUGGCUCGCUGCCAACGCCGAUCGGCUGAAGACCUACCAGGGUGAAGACGUCAGCAUGGGCAUCUGGAUGUCGGCCAUUGGCCCCCGCCGUUACCAGGACGACGGCUGGCUGUGCGAAAAGUCAUGUGACCGCGCCAUGCUGUCUGCCCCGCAGUUCUCUGUGCAGGAAUUGGCCGAGCUCUGGCAGCAGGAACGGCGCUGUGGUAAUCCCUGCCAAUGUGCCAAGUGACUACGCCCCCGCGGAUGGCAACCAAUGCCUCCACUAUCCGUCGGGGGACACGGCUCUUGUCUCCCCCCUUUGUCAGUAUAGGGGCGACCUUCAUUAUCAGCGGACUCCUCCACGUAGGGUGUUGUGCAGCUGGUUAUUACGGGUCACCGGUGGUCAUAUUUAUCGUGCCCGCCUUGGCGGAGUGUAGGGGAUGUUCCACCUGAUCCCAUAUGCAGACAUCGUUAUCUGGGUUUAAAAUGCUGGAUUUUACUUUAAAUUGCCCUCAAAGGUCUUUGAAAUCUGGGUGACGAGCAAUAUGGCCGCCACUCUGGUAGUAACACCGCUUUCCUACAGUCCUGAUGAGUGCUCCCCUAGGUUUGUCUCCACUCCUGUGCUGGAGGAGAUAUCCUGUUCGGAAGACUGUGGAGGCGGCCAUGUUGGUUGUCGCCCACCUUUCCUCGGAUGAGAGGGCGGCUCCAGGACUUGCAGUUACCGGUAUUGAGAAGACACCUUCUAUUUAUUAUGUUCCUUGCUGUAGGAAAUCUCUGCAGUGGGCGGAGUCUGCGAUUUCCCCCCCCCAGAAUGCUUUGCACCUUUAUAACUAGAUGUAUAUAUCCAUAUUACAGGUCACAUCUAUAUUUAAUAACGUGAGAUUAUUAAUGUCAUUUCUGUCUCAUUAUAAAGGGGGGCACAUACUUUAUUAUAAUGCAUCCAGCGCAAGAAGGAGGUGAAAUUCUGCUGCGAUUAUCAGAGGCUGAAGAUAAGUGUCCUGGCGUCCACAGCGCAGGAAGAACAGAAUACUGAUGAUGGCGGAGUAGAAUUACUGCAAGAAACUCCUCUAUUGUAGUACCAAAGGUUCACCACACAGUUUUAGUGUGCAGGGUUCACCACUAGAGGUCACCACAUGAUGCCUCAGUGUCAGGGUUCACCACUAGAGGUCACCACAAGAUGCCUCAGUGUCAGGGUUCACCACUAGAGGUCACCACAAGAUGCCUCAGUGUCAGGGUUCACCACUAGAGGUCACCACAUGAUGUCUCUAUCCAGAGAUUGCCACUAGAGGUCAAUACACAAUGUUUGUGUCCAGGGGCUACCACUGAAGGUCACUGCAUGAUGUGUCCUGGGUUUACCACUAGAGGUCACCUCAUGGAGUCAGUGCUCACCCCAUGAUGCAUCAGUAUUCACCACGUGUCAGAGGUCAUCACAUGAUGUCCCAGUAUCGGGAUUCACCACUCUGUACUUCAUGUCUCCUCAGCUGAUAUUAUGUAUUCAAGAUCAUAACCCCUGACGACUAGAGAGGAGGCUGAGGCAGCUCUUUAGCCGUGUGAUUAGGACAGGCUUUGUGUGUACUAAUAGGAUGGCGGUUGUUUUAUUUCUCCCUAGACAAAAUGAGCCAUUAUA
Molecule: messenger RNA, 2828 nt
Organism: Bufo bufo (common toad)
Lineage: Eukaryota; Metazoa; Chordata; Amphibia; Anura; Bufonidae
Gene: B3GALNT2
Product: beta-1,3-N-acetylgalactosaminyltransferase 2
Exons: 2
Coding region: 54-1451 (465 amino acids)
Cellular component (GO): membrane
Molecular function (GO): hexosyltransferase activity
Source: RefSeq, a predicted model, not a curated record